AUGAGUAAAGGGCUCGCAAAAACUAUCCAAAAUUUGACAUCGCUGUGCAGAACCAUUUACUUUGUCUUUGCUGCCAUUUUUUACUUUGCAUCGUGCAUAGUCAUAAUUCCAGUGGUAUACUUUGUGCACAAAGUGCUGACUGCCCUGGGCUUGGACAUGUGGAAGUUCAAAUCUUCGGUGGGGAAGAUUUGGCUGCUGGUUACGCAGUCGCUGCUGUGCAUUUUAAUAGGAGACAACACGUACAUGCUUUAUAAAGAGCCCCCUGAGAACAUCAAUUCGCAAAACACUCUGAUCAUAUCAAAUCACACAACGUACAUAGAUUGGGUGUAUCUCUGGUCUUUGCUCAUUGAGACAGGCCGCGAAAAUAUUUCAUUCAUCGCCAAGGAAGCCAUUGGGUCAAUUUACUUCCUGAAGCUGGGAAUGAAAAUGCUCAACUUUGUUCUCCUCAGCAGAAAAAUGGAACAAGAUAAGUCGAGGCUGAAGGAGGCAUGCAGUGUUCUGCACAAGAGCCCAAACUACAACCUUGUGGUCUUCCCAGAGGGAACAUUCAUCGAUCCUGCCACAGAACAGGCGAGCAAAGAUUUCUUGUCAAAUCAAAUAGAAAUAAGAAAAAAACUUGAAACACUUCCAAAAGAAGAGAUAGAGAGACUGGGGCUCCACGUGACCAUUCCAAGUGAAAUAACAGCUCCAUUCAAGCAAGUAAUAUUUCCCAGAGUGAAAGGUUUUACUCUCCUUGUAAACGAGCUGAAAGACAGCAUUAAAUACAUCAUGGACUGCACGAUCUACCUGAACAUGGACGGAACACUUGAAGAGUUUCCAUCGCACUACUUUACCCUCAAAAAUAUCCUGCUGGGACGGUGUUCAAGAAUGCAGGCAGUAAUUAUCUGUGACAACAUUGUUUUUAACAAAUCCAUUGCUGACGAUUCUUCCAACUGGAUGUACAAACAGUUCAAGAAGAAGGACGAGCUGCUUAUGAAGAUCAAAGGCACUUCGAUAAAUGAUGUUGUCCUUGAUUAUGAAACCAAUCUGAAAUACAAGAAAAGAAGAGUGCAUCCUUCUCUUCCAGUCACUAUAUUCCUAUCAGCUGGUGCUCUGGCAAUUAUUAUUCCAGUUUUCUAUGUCAUAUGGCAGUUAUUUCUAUUAGCCGUUGCAACGUUCGUUGGGGUCAAAGGCCUCCUUGGCAAGAAGUGCAUUACUUCGUGA
Nematocida minor is the source of this 1203-nucleotide messenger RNA. RefSeq lists its product as uncharacterized. The record is from RefSeq and is a predicted model, not a curated record. Gene Ontology annotation, molecular function: acyltransferase activity. Bases 1 to 1203 code for a protein of 400 amino acids. Lineage: Eukaryota; Fungi; Microsporidia. Gene Ontology annotation, cellular component: endomembrane system. The transcript has a single exon.